AUGCUUGACGAUGUUCGUCAAUUCAUUUCUAAGCACCACUUCGCGAGAGGAACCGUCUUGGAACGGCCUCUUGAGGCUUGGCCAGAGUUCAAAAGCGGAAGGCUGACAGACGAAGAAAUAGCCCAGAUUACAGGCAAGUCAAAGACCGAAAUCGCACUCGAUCGCCGCGUCGCCCUCAAAGAUUACAAAAAGAUCUUGACGAGCUCUUCACCUACGAGAGGUUCGAAUGACCAAUCUACAUACAGACACACGAACGAUGCACAAGUUUGUGAAGUCAAAAGACAACAGCUUAGGAACGAAGCCGUGACUAACAACGUAAACACAAUCGUUCGCAAUUGGGACAAAUACCCCGCGAAGAGGAAUCAGAAAGAUGCAAUUGUCAGAGCUAUGGUGACCUCUUCUUAUGAUGACCAGGGAAAAGUCGUGUGGCAUACUGAAAUUCCCGUUGUGAAAGUCAAUCCCACAAUGUCAGACGCAGAAACCAGUGAAGAGAGUUCAUCAGAGGACGAGGAGGCGAAUCAAGCACGAGAACGAGAGCGUCAAACUCAGGCGCCGACAACUCCCACAACAUCUAGUGCUCGUGGCUGGGGCCUUGGGUCCAUCGUACCAUCUGCAGCUCGUACCGUAACAAAAUUUCUACCUAGUUUUGGUCGACGCGCUGAUUCGACACCUGAAUCAACAACACAGCCACGACGCGUCAUUGCCACCGAGCCAAAACGUCGACAACUCGCCACCUCUACAAAUGACUCGACACCUCUUACAUCUCAGCGCAAGAACAAGGCAGAGACUCUAAAGGCGGCCGCAUUGCGGGCCAAAGAGGAAAAUGCACGUCGGAGGAAGAAGAAGGAAGAGAGAAAGGAAUUGGCAGCUGAAGUACUAAGGCUUAGCAAGCAGAAUAAGAAUCUCUCCAAAGACCUUGUGUCUGCCAAACAAGACUUGCUGCAAUAUCGCCCCCCUCCACCAAUGGUGUCAAGAAUGGCAGAACGUCGCGAAGCCGAGGAGAAGCGACAAGCAGAACUCAAGGAGGAAAGUGCGAGAAAGGAGGCAGAAGGAUUCGCGAGGACAGUGGAGACUGGAAUCCCAUCGUAUUAUGUGGAGGAUCCUGCUGAUAAAGGAAAGAAGAGGGAGAGUACACGACCAGUAUUAUCAAUUGAGAAUGCCGCCAACACGGAGGGCCUUGUUGACGGAGUGGACUCGGCUGAAGUGGACAAGCGUGUUGACAAAGGAAAAGGAAGGGAGAAGAAGCGUAAGCGCUCACUUACACCAGAGAUCAUUCCAAAUCCACCUGGAGCAUCCUUUGGAAUGCAUGACAAGUACUUUGGCCCUCUUGGUUCGGACGAGGAAAGCUCAGAUGACGAGUCUAUUGCUUCAUCUCGCACGCCAAGCAAGCGUCAACGCACAAGUGGAGCAGUGGAUGUCAUGUCGAGUUCGAAAAAGGCAACCUCACGAAAAAGUACCACACCCUCCGCGCGACGCCAGCCUACUCCAAAGCCUCGACUCCCAAUUCAUCCAGACAAAAAUCACGAAUACCAGAGUUGGAAGCAGUGUAGAAUUGCCAUACAUCAGUCUACUGAUUAUGAUAUUUACUUGGGAAUCUUCGGACCAACAGAGCUACGAGACGAAUUCUAUCCGCGCGAGCCUGUCCAACGUAACGACUCUGAGGAGGAGGAAGAGCCCGAGACACCAGUCCCAGCAAAGAAAACUCAUGGACCUGCUACCACACCCCCGAUCCGCUUCACUGCUGGAGGAGGACGCAUCUUCGAGGUGCCUUCGCCAACCUCUACAGACAACACUGAUUUCGAUGACUCCUAUGCGGAGCCUACAACUCCUGUGCAGGCUGUCUCGGCAUUGCGAGCUGAUACAUCAACACCACGAGCCUCUGAGCAAGUCUCGAAUCAGACUCCUACACCAAGGCCGCAAGAGCAAGUCAUCGGCCAGAUAUCUACCCCCAAGCCAACACAGCAGUCUGCUGGCCAGACUCCUGCUUCAGCACAGAACACAUUGCAGGAAACCCCGAAAACGGCUCCAGUAGCGUCAAGCUCUAGGAUUGCACAGCAACCUCAACCGACUCCUCGUCCUGUACAGCAGCCAGCCUCCCAUCCUGCCACGUUCGCUGAAGCGGUUGCGCUAGCAAAGCAGAGAGACCAAGCAUUAAAGUAUGCACCCAGAAAGCACAGUAGCCUUCAGAAUUCCUAUCGCCUCUCGACUUCUACCGUGGCAUCUGAUGACGCAAGUGAGCAUGGCGAGGAGGAAGCACAAGACGAUGCAAUUGCCCAAUCGAUUCGAUUGCCGACGGAAAUCGCGGCCCUGCCAGACUCCCCUCCACAAGAACAUGCGGCAUUGCCAGGACCCAGCGCAGAAUCUUAUCAAUUGCCACAGGACAUGCCAGCUCUACCAGAAUCACCUCCGGAACAAGAUGUGGCAUUGCCACAGCCUAGCGCAGAAUCAUAUCAAGCCAGAGAAAAUUAUCCAAUCCAAGAGGAAGACGGUGCAUUUUCGAGCGACAACCGCCCAUCUUCGACUACUUCCCUUGAUGAUGACCAAUACGAUCCAAGAGUAGCUCAUUUCCAAGCUUAUGAAGCUUACAAACCGAAAAUGACGGAUCGUGCUCGUGGUCUCGUUGACUCAAGUUGGAAUCCAGAGGUUCACUCGAACGCAGCUUAUCACAAGAUGCAGCGUGAGCUCCAAUUGUUCAAGCAACAGAAGAAACAGGAAGAGGAAGAAGCUCGUGCGUCAGGACAAAGCACGGCCCCUACGGCAUCAGCUGUGGCACCCGCUCAAUUCUCACUACCACCCGGCCCCACGACGCAGGCUUCGUCUCUUUCAGGGCCAUCGCAACAGCAUGCACCAGUCGUUCAAACCUCAUCAUUCAGUGAUCCCUCUAUCGAUCCUGUGCUUACAGGCGACGUAGCUCGAUUCAGCCCGCGCGUCAAUGAAUUCAUUGAUCAGAACUGGACGGAAGAACGCAGCGUCCAGGCGGGCGAGGAUUUUGCAGCAGAAUUCGCCGCAUUCAAGGCAGCAAGGACUGUCCCCGCUGCGUAA
Bacidia gigantensis is the source of this 3042-nucleotide messenger RNA. RefSeq lists its product as uncharacterized. NCBI's taxonomy places the organism in Eukaryota, Fungi, Ascomycota, Lecanoromycetes, Lecanorales, Ramalinaceae. The transcript has a single exon. Bases 1 to 3042 code for a protein of 1013 amino acids. The record is from RefSeq and is a predicted model, not a curated record.